AUGGCGCUGCUUCGCCCUCGUCUUCUGCCCAAUCUUGUGAACAAUCUAUUCCAUUUUUCCAGUACCCCUUUUCCCACAAGAUCCUUUGCGUCCAGACGCGCCGCCAACACAGACGACCAAGAUGAAGACUUAGCAGCCGCUCGAACCUGGCUGGCGAAUCUCAAUACCCGGACUAUGCCGCGACAUCUCUGUGAAAUCUCCUUUAGUCGCUCUGGUGGACCAGGAGGGCAGCAUGUGAACAAGGUCAACUCAAAAGCAACGCUUAGAGUCUCCCUUGAUGAUCUCUUCCCCCUCAUUCCCCGGAUCAUCCAUCCUCAGCUACAAUCCUGCCGCUACGUUGCUCAACGUACGAAUACACUGGUUAUCCAGUCAGAGGAGUCGCGAAAGCAAGCUGCAAAUGUAGAGACAUGUUUCGAUAAACUGCAUCAGCUACUUCAGAAAUCUGCUAAUGAGGUCAUUCCCGGCGAGACGUCGCGGGAUCAGAAGGAGAAAGUGCAAAAAUUGAAAAAGGCAGAAAAUGAAGCUCGAAUCAAAUAUAAGAAACUGCGCAGCAGUAAAAAGAGUAGUCGUCGGGGUAGUGAUGACUAA
This is a messenger RNA of Aspergillus ruber CBS 135680, 588 nucleotides long. RefSeq names its product peptidyl-tRNA hydrolase domain protein. NCBI's taxonomy places the organism in Eukaryota, Fungi, Ascomycota, Eurotiomycetes, Eurotiales, Aspergillaceae. Gene Ontology annotation, biological process: mitochondrial translational termination. The transcript is spliced from 3 exons. The record is from RefSeq and is a predicted model, not a curated record. Bases 1 to 588 code for a protein of 195 amino acids. Gene Ontology annotation, cellular component: mitochondrial large ribosomal subunit. Gene Ontology annotation, molecular function: translation release factor activity.